This is a messenger RNA of Nematocida minor, 567 nucleotides long. RefSeq names its product translation initiation factor 4E. Gene Ontology annotation, biological process: translational initiation. Lineage: Eukaryota; Fungi; Microsporidia. The transcript has a single exon. The coding region runs from base 1 to 567 and encodes 188 amino acids. Gene Ontology annotation, molecular function: RNA 7-methylguanosine cap binding; translation initiation factor activity. The record is from RefSeq and is a predicted model, not a curated record. Gene Ontology annotation, cellular component: eukaryotic translation initiation factor 4F complex; cytoplasm.
AUGACGCAAGAAAGGCUUGGAUCCGCACUUAUUCUUUCCUCUGUAUUUAGAGCGGUAAACAUCAAAGGGGACACCGAAGACUUCAAAAGCAAGAUAAAACAGGAAGCAAAAGUGGAAAGCGCCGAGGAGUUUCUGUAUCUGCUGCGGCGUCUGCACAAGCUGCAAGAUAUAAAGCCAAUUACAGAUCUAUCUUUGUUCAAAGACGGAAUAGAGCCCAUGUGGGAAGAUCCAUGCAAUCUCAACGGAGGAAAGUGGAUUAUCAAAAUAAAGAAGAACACUGCGGAGCAGAGGCUUUUUGAAAGUCUGUGCAUAUGGAUGGCUCUUGUGCCCUUCAAAACCAUGGAGGUCAACGGGAUUGUGGUGAGCGUAAGAGGGCACCACACAAUUCUCUCUUUCUGGACAAAAACGUGUCCAAAUGAGGAAGAGAUGGCCGAGCAGGAGAAGGAGAUUCGAGAAAAACUAGAGCUAAAGCCCGUGAUACCCGUUUCGUUCAAAGGAAACGACGAGUCGCUCAAAGACAAGUCGUCCUUCAGGCAUACAGUCAAAGAAAAGCCCACGAAGCAAUAA